AUAAUUGCUCAUAUGUAUUCAAUCUAUCAUACUAUUUUAUCUUCGUCCCUUUUUCAAUCCUAAUUUUUCUCUAUUCCAAACCAUUUUCAUUUAACCCACAGAUCGCCACUGAAGCAACUGGUGGCUUUUGGAAUGAGUCGACUUCGUCGGCGCGUAAUUACCAACCACUUAGAAAUGUUUCCGAUGCCUGCCUACUCGAUAUGGAAAACAGGGCCGCGGUCGGUGGGUCCAAUCGCUUACCACGAUCUUCUGCUAGUGGGUCUGACUUAUUUUCAGGCAGUUCCGCUGAUUUAGAGCGGUGGCUCGAUAGUUCUAAUCAGAAGACACACACGGAGGAAUUCUUUCAGUCCAAGGUGCGAGAGAACCUGACUCGACCCGAUAACAUUCCACCCAGCGAGGGCGGCAAGUACAUGGGCUUCGGAAGCAAACCGAUCGCCGACUUCAGGGAUCAGGACGUAUCUACUUAUGACUCUGCUGUCAAGGCUCUAAGCUCUAGCUUCUCUGUGAUGAGUAGGCUAGCCUCGGUGGCUGCCAAGAAGACUGGUGAGCUGGCCUCUUCGGCUAGCCAGAAGACUCGGCAGAUUAGCUCUUCUGUUCACGAAAAGGUGGGACCAGCGAUUCUUCAACAUAGACAUUUACUUUAA
This is a messenger RNA of Protopolystoma xenopodis, 644 nucleotides long. NCBI's taxonomy places the organism in Eukaryota, Metazoa, Platyhelminthes, Monogenea, Polystomatidea, Polystomatidae. The record is from the annotation of a GenBank genome assembly.